Messenger RNA from Hymenoscyphus albidus, 2754 nucleotides. The record is from the annotation of a GenBank genome assembly. NCBI's taxonomy places the organism in Eukaryota, Fungi, Ascomycota, Leotiomycetes, Helotiales, Helotiaceae.
AUGUCUACUUCUAGUUAUGCAAUCACUGGUAUCCAAGCAGGCAAAGGGCCUAAUGGAAGUGUCCCACUCCGUCGUGAGGUCGACGAGUGGUGGUUCUCCAGCGACAGGAAUGAUCUCUACCAGAGAUCAUUGUUUAUCUAUGCCCUGACCGAAUUCAUGAAGAUUGACCCAAAUGACAUCAAAUCAUACUUCGCCGUGGCAGGUUAGUCGCAUCCAGAAAUUCUCUUUGAUCAAGUCUAAUGUCAGAUAGGAAUCCACGGCCAGCCUGUACAGCCUUGGGAUGACUCGGGCCCAGAAGACCCAAACUGGUACUGUGUCCACGGCAACGUCACUUUCCCACCAUGGCAUCGUCCCUACGUUGCUCUUUACGAGCAGAGACUCUACGAGAUUAUGAAGCAAAUAAUCCCCACCACUUUUGCUGCUCAGGAUCAUGCUGCUUUAAUCCAUGCUGCUGAUACCUGGCGUCUUCCAUACUGGGACUGGGCUGAGAAGAAACCCGAUUGGAGCGCACCCAAUGAUCCCUCGAAGUUUGGUCCUAAUGCCCCGUACAUCAUCACCGUUCCCCAGGUUGAGGUUCUAACUAAGACUGGUGUGGCACUUGUUGAUAACCCUAUGUGGAAAUUCAAUCUGCCUCAGAUCCAUCCUGACAAACCCACCUUUGGACAUUAUGGCGUCAAGAAAGAAACUGUCGUAAUGGAUCCCAAUGAUCCUAAUGACAAAGGAACAUUAUUUCAUGUGAGUUGACGGCGACUCAAACCACAAUACUUCUCUAACACGCAUAGUUCGAUCUUGGCAAAGCAUCCGUCCGACAUCCCGAGACCAUUGAUCCUACUAACCCGAAUUUUGAAUCUUCUUGGGUCAAGGGCGAUAAGCAACGUCACGAACCCAUCACUAAGGAACUUCGUAACGGGAUCAAGGAUGGGAGCUAUACCACUACUCUCCCCGAAUCGGUCUACCGUCUCUUCCUGGAAGAAUACAUCCCUAAUUGGAAUGCAUUUGCUACUCUGGGAUACCAACCUGGGCAGACUGGUCAAACCUAUGCUUCAUUGGAGGCUAUUCAUGGUAGUAUACAUGUGUUUGGUGGUGGAACUGGACAUAUGGGAAAUGUUGGUGUUGCGGCUUUUGAUCCCCUCUUCUGGUGAGUUUUCCUUGCAAUAUUUGCUGGUCAUCUCGCUAACUUUUCGGCUACAGGUUACAUCAUAAGUAAGUAGAUGGCAUUCCAAGCCACUUUAUCGGAACAGAUGAUUUAAUGUGUUUCCAGCAAUGUUGAUCGCAUCUUCGCCCUCUGGCAGGCUUUGUAUCCUGACAAAUAUGUCGAGCCUUAUGAAGAUAAGGUUCGGGGAAAAGUUGAUGCUAAUACUCCUCUUUUGCCUUUCAAGAUGGAUACUAAUGGCACCCCUGUAAGUAUUGCCCAUACCUUUGAUUCCUUAGAAUGAAGUUGAUUAUUCUUCAAACUCACUGCAUUCUCAUACUGAUUCUUUGGCAGUGGACAUCAGUUCAAGCCCGCGACCAUUUCAGGCUCGGCUAUACAUACCCAGAGCUACAAACAUGGCUCCCAAUCUACCAAACCGGUGGCAAAUUCGACAAGGUCAAGUUCGAGAAAGCUGUCCGCACCACUGUCGAGCUCAAAUACAGUUCCACCGGCAAAUACGUCUGCGCACUUCCAGGCUACGAAAACAUUGCGCAGCAAGUGAUGCAAGCCGUGCCAGCCGACAAUCUGAAGAUCGAGUGUUUCCCACCGGCUCUCGUCGACUUGAGCAACACCAUCAAAGAAGCCGGUAAUGUUGCAGGCCAAGUUGUCAAUACUUUGGCUGGUGUCGCGGGGAUUGGCGUAGGUCUUCUUACGGGCUUCAAUGCUACCCAAGUAGGGGCUCCUAAGCCACCACCACAGGGACAAGGCACUGUUCCGACUCUUUCUUGGGAGGCACAUGAUUACAUCGUCAAUGUCAAAUAUGAUCGGUUCUUUUACCUCUGCUCGUCCUGGAAGGAACUAAGCAUGCUAAUUCUCAUCCAGAUACGCCCUCGGCGGCCAACCUUUCCGUAUCCUCAUCUUCCUCGGCGGUGGUCAGUAUCACUUUCCUAUACUAAGCCCCCUCUCCCUUUCCUCUACCUGAACCCCCUCUCCCAUAUCAAAACUGCGCACUAACACCCACCCAGUCCCAAGCUGGGACCCCCCCUCCGGCGCAACCGGCGCAGCCGCCUCCCCCGUCAUCCCAUGGGACCAACUGGACAUCCAAAACUGCCCCAACGAAGUCGGCCUGAUCUACAACUUCUCCUCGCCGGCCGAGUUCCGCGGGAUGCGCACCUCGGGGUGCGACGCCUGCGCGCGCGCCCAGGAGUUUGGUGACUUGAGUACCGGCCAGAUCAUCAUUACGGAUUUCCUGGUUAAUAAGGUGCGGAGCUCGGCGUGUACGCUGGAGGGGAUGGGACGGGAGGCCGUGAGUGCGUGGUUGAGGACGGAGUUGCAUUGGAGGAUUAUUGAUGUGAGUUUCUUCUUCUUCUUUUUCCUGCAGUGAGUGGAGGGGAUGUAGAGGGGAUGAGGGUGGGUGGCUGAGACUGAGACUGAUGAAUUGAAUCUAGUCCAACGGACGAGUCGUGCCGCGAGAGAAUAUGCCACAACUCAAGGUGUCCGUCGCGAUGGGGAAGGGAACCCAUUUCUUGGAUGCGUGUAAGCCGUCGGUGUACACCAACUACGAGACGUUGUGGGAGGUUACCGAUGGGAGACCUUGUGGUGCUUGUCCUGGGGAUGCUUAG